Rangifer tarandus platyrhynchus (Svalbard reindeer) is the source of this 706-nucleotide messenger RNA. Lineage: Eukaryota; Metazoa; Chordata; Mammalia; Artiodactyla; Cervidae. The record is from the annotation of a GenBank genome assembly.
GGAGUGGCCCGGCCAGUCCCUCCUUGUGCCAGCGCCAGAAGGCCCCCGUGGGGCGCGCAGCCGGCUAGGGGCAGAGGUUCCUGGUGACGCUGGGCCGCACCAGAGCUGGGGUCCCAGGUGCGGGUCGCACGCUGGCAAAGCGGAGUCUGCGCUCCCGUCCCCGCUGGAGACCCGAAGGCGCGGGCUGGGCCCGGCGCCUGAAGUGCAGGCGGGGCGAGGUUCGCUCGGGGCCGCUCAGAGCUGCCCUCCCUCUUCUUGUUGGCAAAGUGGGGAGGCCGGGGCUGGGCCAGGGCCAAGUUUUACAAACACUUGGUCUCCCCAGGAGUUCAAGGGGGGGAAGCAAGAGGCGAUCGGUUGGGGGCCGGGGCUGCCACGCGGAGGGGAGCAGCGGGGGCCCCAGCAUCCUGCAGCCGAGGACCCGGAGAAGCCGCCCAGCUCAGACAAGGAGGUGUUCCCGCCGGGAAAUGACCUGCGCGACCCGCGGUCCGCUCCCGGGGGGCCCCAGCCGCGCUCCACGAUCUGUCGCCUAGAUGGUUUCCUUCUGAAUGCCUGGGGAGCCCUGGGGCUUCCCCGGCCCCGCCGCGCCGGGAUGCUGGCCGAGGGGCUGCGGAAAAUCCCCGGGCCAGAGCGCCUUGCGGGCGAGGAAGAGAAGAGAGACGGAACAGGGAAGCCUCCGGGCGGGAACCAAGGACUGCACACUAGAUGA